AUGAUUUCAGCAACGAAGAAGGAGAGCACAGUGUGCGAAUCUCGGGACAUUUAUUUCCCAUGCGCUUGUGGAGCGUUGCGAUACAGCUGCUGUGGAAAAAGUGCAACCUUAGUUUGCUGCUUUGUUUUAACGUGCGUCGACAUUUUCGUCGACACAACACAAUCCUAUAUGAGCGCCGCUUACUUGGACGAACGACAUAUUGCCGCUCUCGAAAAACUUGUUGCUGAAGCGGACGAAGUCGAAGACGUUGGUCCUCUUCGAGUCGUUCCAAUAUAUGUGAAGGAUACACCUUGUACACCAUUGGAACAUCCAUUGGAAUAUACUUACGUGUACUCCUUCUUCCUUCGACCUCCCGGAAAAUUCGAUCCUGUCGAGUAUGCCAAGUAUGUGCAACAAAUUGCUGCCGUUCGCUCAGUGGAACAGUUCUGGAGUGUAUACCGACAUAUUAAGCGUCCUUGUGAUAUUGGAGAAAAAGUGGACGUCCAUUUAUUCAAAAAAGGCAUCAAACCCGUGUGGGAAGACGAAGCAAACCUUAGAGGAGGAAAGUGGAUUCUCCGACUUAAAAAAGGAUUGUCUUCUCGUAUAUGGGAGAAUCUCCUUCUUGCGAUGGCUGGUGAACAAUUUCUCGUAGGAGAUGAAAUUUGUGGGGCAGUGUGUUCGGUUCGUAACCAAGAGGACAUAGUUUCGCUAUGGAAUAGAACCGCUGAUAAUAUUGGUGUCAUUAAUCGUAUUCGUGAUACGUUACGCCGCGUUCUGAAUCUUCCCAUUAAUGCAGUCGUGGAGUACAAACGCCAUGAUGAGUGUUUGAAUAAGCAGGUGGACAUUGUCGGAAUCGACGCAAAUGCGAAGAUGAGACUCGAACAGCAAUCCGAUGUGCUAGGAAAAUGGUAUUAUCCAGCGGAGCGCACGUCGGACAACGAUACGGUUCCACAAGACCGAGGAGUACCUCCUCAACCGAAAAUCGACAUGGCAAGUUUGAAAGACGAAAAAUGUAGAGCAGAUUUCCGCCUACUUGUGUCUAUCCAUAAAGUGCAUCCAGGACGCUGCAAGGGAAACACUUGCGGUUCAAAUGCGCGAAAGAAGUUUGCCUGUGCAUCUGCGGAGGCAAGAUCCACGUACAAUUCUGUAUGUGUCGCCCACAGCACUGGUGAUUUCAACCAGGAAAAGCGUCUUAGAAGGCAGCUGAGUCGUCAGCUGCAACAAGACCGCCAUAAGAUGGACGCCGAGAGCGAAGGAGUCCGAGAAAGCAUGAGAGGACAAGAACCCUCAGAAAGCCUAUGCUUUAUUAAAGCAACCUUGCUGAACCGGCAAGCGCCGUCAGCUCCUGAACUUGAGCACGUUCAUAGACCGACAUAUGCGGUUAACGAGGAACCACAGACGGAGUCGAAGGUUCUGAUGUGUAUCCAAAAGAAAAUGGAAAGUCUGGUGGAGAUGGAUCAACAAAAGGAUAUCGGACUCGUAGAGACGCGCUAUCAUAUUUCCGCUCUAAAAGAAGAUCGAUCUACAAUUGACCACGUGUUCAUUGUUAAGAGAGAUAUGAAAAUCUGGCAGCGGCCAACUUUCCUGGUACUCCGCGCCGACGGAGUACCAGGAAAGUUCGCUCGCUUGCUUGAUGACAUGAAUCAACAAACAACUGCCGCAGUUCGAACACCAACCGGAUGGGCAGUGGCAGGACUCUUCCUGUUCAAUUUGGCCAUCGGCGACAUUAUGCAAAGAACAGUAGAUCGAUAUCCUGACGAUAUUAUCCUCAAAUCAGAACGCCACUUGAUCGGUCCUCAGUACGCUGACGAUGUUGUUAUAUUCGCAGAAAGCAGUACGAAACUUCAACAUGUUAUCAAUCUUGUAUCGAAGCUGGCUGCAGUCUGUGGACUAUGUCUACGCCCUGAUAAAUGCAAACAGAUGUGGAUCUCUUCGAGACCUCGAACGGGAAUCAGGGUGGACGGACAACCGAUAAGACUCGUUGAUGAGUUCUGUUACCCAGGCUGUACUCUGAAGAACAACGGCAGUUACGAGAAAGCUAUUAGGCAAAGAUACACUGAUACUAGUUCUGCAUUUAAUUCCUUAACGAAAUUCCUGUAG
Molecule: messenger RNA, 2079 nt
Organism: Necator americanus (New World hookworm)
Lineage: Eukaryota; Metazoa; Nematoda; Chromadorea; Rhabditida; Ancylostomatidae
Exons: 15
Coding region: 1-2079 (692 amino acids)
Biological process (GO): translational initiation
Cellular component (GO): eukaryotic translation initiation factor 4F complex
Molecular function (GO): translation initiation factor activity; RNA 7-methylguanosine cap binding
Source: RefSeq, a predicted model, not a curated record